Poecilia reticulata (guppy) is the source of this 2636-nucleotide messenger RNA. The record is from RefSeq and is a predicted model, not a curated record. Lineage: Eukaryota; Metazoa; Chordata; Actinopteri; Cyprinodontiformes; Poeciliidae.
UACAGGCCGCGCAUAAUGAGGAGUCUGCGAACGGUGCAGCCGUUAGAUAACAUUUUGUUGCAGCGUAUUAGGAGUGCGGUGUGCAGCCAACCCGAAGGACGUCCAAAAACAACAAUACCGGUCUGGGUUACAAAAUCACAUUGUGAGACGUCGCUUUAAUUACCUGCCCGAUCUCAACCCGGCACACGCCGAGAGUCAAUAGAAGUUAACAAGUCCUCUAAACUUUCCUGCUCCUUUUGUUCACACUAAGGACAAAAAAAAGGAGGAGGAAGAGGAGGGGAUAGGAGCCCUUUGAAUCUUCAUGGUUCUGAUCUCACCCCGCGCCAUGCAAGCCACCCGGGCGUCCACCACCGUCAGUGUGUUUGCGGACUGCAGCGUCCCGGCCGGGCUCCGGAUAGGACCGGUACCGGGCGUCUUCAAGCUGGGGAAGUACCUGUCGGACCGCAAGGACGUCGGACCAAAAAAAAAAAUCCGUUUGGUCCGCGGAGAGUUCGUGGACGAGUCGGGCUGUUCUGUGCCCGAUUGGAUCGGAUUCAUCCGCGCCGCCAGGAAUAGCCAGGAACAAAACCUGGAGGCAGUGUCGGACUUACCUGGCGGACAGAUUUUUUACCGAGUCCUGAGAGAAAUCCCAGCGGGAGAGGAGCUGAGUGUGUGGUACUCCAACCUUCUCGCCCAGUGGUACGACAUCCCCACCACGGCCACUCCCACGCACGACGAAAAAGGUGAGGAGCGUUACAUCUGCUGGUACUGCUGGAGAAUAUUCAAAUACCCCAACACCCUCAAGGCCCACGUCCACUUCCACUGCGCUCUGAGCAACGGGCGGGGGUUCGUGAGCGGCGAGCAGGCCAGAGGUACAGAGUCGUACAGUAGGUCGCCCAAGUCCGGAGACAUCCCCAACACCUCCGGCCACAGCAACUCCUCGGACUCUAACCGGCGGGCGGUGUCCUCCUCGCCCUUCCCCAGCAACAAAGGCGGGCUGUCAAAGAAAAGCAGCUCCGAGGAGCAGGACCGGGCCCUCGACAUGAGCGUCGCGUCAGCCAGGAACCAGGGACACCUGAUAGGACUGGGAGCCGCGUCUUCAGUGCUGGGUAGCAUGGGUUUCCAUCCGGGCGUGCGGUCCGCUUUCAAGCCGACGGGCGUCUCUAAAGUCCCGGGCGCAGAGGCGUCCAGAGAGGAGGCCGGCGGCAAGCUGAGCGGCCUCGGAUUCAGUAAACUCAUCGGGAACAUGAAGCCAAUCCGCAACCUGGGCGAGGGACUUAACGGGGCCGGGAGCCACCCACCAAAGUGCGCGCCCGCCAUCGUGGACUCCACGUCUCAGAUGGUACCGUGCGGGAAUCCCAUGCGGGGGUUCCCACUGCUGCCGCACGUGGAGGAAACGUCGGCUUUCAAGCACGUCGAGAGUCGAAUACACACCGGGUUGUCCCCCUCCCGGUACCCCCAGAUCCCCCCCGGUUUGCACUUUGAAAGGUUCUCACUUCCUCACUUCGACGGCGUGAAGACGUACGGCGGAGACUGUAACAUCCCGCUGAUGCCCUUCACCGUCUACAACGGGGAGCUCCUGUACAGCUCCCCCUAUUACCCGCUCAAAUUCCACUUCAGCAACCUCCUCAAGUACCCGGACUCCGUGCCCUACUUUGGCGCCCCCCCGCUGAGCCAGGACCUGGGCUCCAUCACGAACAUUGACCGGGAGAUCGCCAUGCACACGCAGCAGCUGUCGGAGAUCACCUCGGAUAAGAGUCGGGCUCGGCUGGACUCGGUGCCCGCCGGGAGCACCGGCUCCACCGGCUCGGGCAAACCCAAGAAGGGCCACCUGUGUCUCUACUGCGGGAAGCUGUACUCCCGGAAGUACGGCCUGAAGAUCCACAUGAGGACUCACACGGGGUACAAGCCUCUCAAAUGCAAAGUGUGCUUCAGGCCCUUUGGAGACCCGAGCAACCUGAACAAGCACAUCCGGCUGCACGCGGAGGGCAACACGCCCUACAGGUGCGACUUUUGCGGGAAGGUGCUCGUGCGGAGGCGGGACCUGGAGCGGCACGUGAAGUCCAGGCACCCCGGACAGACUUUGAAGAAGCUGGACGACAAACCUGGCGGCCCGUUCGACGACGCCGACCAUAAGAGCGACAACGACAGCGACGUGGACGUGUGCUUCACCGACGACCAGAGCGACCAGGAAUCGAGCAAAAUCAAUGACUUAGUUUUGUCAGAGACGAUUUAAUGGGAACUUUCCCCCCCUCCUCCUCUUUGGUGUUGCAUGAAGUAAUAUCUGCAAAAGAAAUGUCACUUCUUGAUCGUUAUUUUCCGUUACAUAUGGGGAAAAAAUAUAUUCAAAUAAAAUAUCCACAUUUUUUCUUAAUUUAAAUAUUUUUAUUUAUCACUCGGUUGUUUCUGGAAUGCGUUCAGUAGGCCAUUUGGGCUUCUCACGAUAAAAAAAGUCAAAUAAUAAAAAAGCAGCAGCUCAAUGCAGCAGCCGUUCUGUUUUAUUUUCUUUACAAAUCACUUUUUAAAAAAUCGAAAUAAAAACAUUGUUUUCACGCAGACAGACGCUGAAUCCACCUGCGCGCAAAACAAACAGCAGUCAGUAACAGUUGUUUCGUUUUUUAAAAAUUUAUUUAUUAAUUUUUAUUUCAAGCCACAAA